Molecule: messenger RNA, 3434 nt
Organism: Drosophila grimshawi
Lineage: Eukaryota; Metazoa; Arthropoda; Insecta; Diptera; Drosophilidae
Gene: foi
Product: zinc transporter foi
Exons: 7
Coding region: 250-2394 (714 amino acids)
Biological process (GO): zinc ion import across plasma membrane; intracellular zinc ion homeostasis
Cellular component (GO): membrane
Molecular function (GO): zinc ion transmembrane transporter activity
Source: RefSeq, a predicted model, not a curated record
UAUAAAUAUAUAUUUAUAUGUUUAUAUAUAUAUAAAUAUAUAUUUGCAGACAAUAAUCAGCUAUAGCUAAAGAUAUAGACAUUUGUCUGUAGACAGAUCCGAACUAAGCGUGCAAAUUGAUGAAUAUAUAAUGAGCAGAACGGGCCAAAACCCAUUACACUAAACGAGACACAAAUCAACAGAAGCAGCACCAGCAGCCGCAGCAGCGGAUCAGGUAGAACUAGCAUUAGAUACUGUGUGCCCAACAAAAUGGCACGGCACAUAAUGGCCGUGUGUGUGGUGUGCCUGCUGUGCGCCCAGCGGCUCCACUGUCAGGAUCAUCUGGAGGACGCACUGGCCACACAGCGCGAUGAGGUGGCGUUAAAUGCGCGAUUAGUCAAUGGAAAUCUUAGUCCCUCCACUGAAAAAACAACAACCACCGAUCAGCGGCAGCUAGCGCAUGAGGAUGAUACCCAAAAUUAUAGCACAAGUCCGCCCUACAGGAGUCACAAGCGUCGUGCAAGUCACGAGCACGAGCAUGAGCACGAGCACGCGCACGGAUCGCCACAGCAACAGCAUGUCCCGCAGAUCACUCAAUACUUUCUGCAGCAAUUGAUGCAACAGCAGACGCUAAAUGCCACCAGUUUUCAAAGUCUGAUCCAACAAAUUGGACUGCAGCAGCUUGUCAACAGCAAUGAGAGCCUUGUCAGCAAUGAUAGCUGUAUAACCGUUGAACGACUGGUGCAUCAUGUGCAGCCGCAUGAUCUCAGCCAUCAUGGGCAACAUGGCGUGGAACAGCAGCUGCUGUUGAGCAACUGCUCGCUCUCCCCCAAUAGCAUUAAUGGCACAAGCAAAGCCUGCGCGUCACUAGACAGCACACCAGCGCCGCCAGAUCAUCAUCAUAGAAACUAUGAGCUCAGCGAACGGGAUUUGCUGCAUCUGUGUCCAGUGCUGUUACAUGAGCUGGCAACUAGCAGCGGUGGCUGCAUCCAACCCUCUGUCCUUGCUGAGAUUGACAACUACGAAAUGCAACAGAAAAAUAAUAUUGUGCAUGUGUGGAUUUAUUCGUUCAUUUCGGUGUUUGCCUGUGGCAUUUUGGGCCUGAUGGGCGUGGCCAUUAUACCAUUCAUGGACUCUCGCUAUUACAAAUACAUUAUUCAAUAUCUGGUGUCGCUGGCCGUGGGCACCAUGACCGGAGAUGCACUCUUACAUUUACUGCCGCAUUCGCUGGCUGGCCAGAGUGAGCACGGCAUGAUUAUGAAGGGAUUGGGUUGUCUGGGCGGCAUCAUCUUCUUCUAUGUGACGGAGCAUGCGUUGACCAUGAUAUCGGAGUGGCGCAAGAGCGUCGAAAAGAAGGAAACUAAGAGACCGUCACGCGCCAAGGUCAUGCGUGAUCCGGACUCAUCGGUAAACAAUUCGGUGGCUGGUGACAGGAUGUGCAAGCAAAAGUACAGCUCUUAUCCGUACUGCUAUGACGAGAUCGCGAUGAACAACAAGCAAGACGUUUGGAUGCAUUUGCCCGAUGAGGAUGCAGUCGCUGUAGUGCCAGCAAUUGCUGGAGCUGGCGGCGAUGCAUCCACUGGUGGUGAGUGCAGCAAUCGGCGCUGUGACAGGACGGAAGUCGAAGGAUCCAGUGAAGCGGCCGCACAAUCGCUGCUCUCCACCUCCCUCAACAACUAUGCCGAAAUGAAUAACCACCAUCAUCACAAUCACAAUCAUGGCCACAGUCACAACAAUCAUCAACAGCCACAGGACAGCAAUAAUACGGCGACCACUGACCUCGAGAGUAACUCGGCAACGACAAAUGGAGGCAAGGACAAGAACGAUCAUGUGACUGUCAUCUUGCGGGAGCAUGAAUCGUCGCAUCACGGCCACAGCCAUCGACAUGGACACGUCCACUCGCCACCAGAGACGCUGAGCGCCGUUGCCUGGAUGAUCAUCAUGGGCGAUGGUCUACAUAAUUUCACCGACGGCAUGGCCAUUGGUGCUGCAUUCGCCGAGAAUAUUGCCGGUGGUUUCUCCACCUCGCUGGCCGUCUUUUGUCACGAGCUGCCGCAUGAGUUGGGCGACUUUGCUAUACUGAUGAAGGCCGGUAUGUCGGUGAAAUCGGCUGUGUACUAUAAUCUGUUAACUGGCGUGCUCAGUUUCAUUGGCAUGAUAUUUGGCAUUGUGUUUGGCCAGUCACAGGAUGUGGCCCAAUGGAUGUUUGCCGUAGCGGCGGGUCUCUUCAUCUAUAUUGCGCUGGUCGAUAUGAUGCCGGAGAUUUCUGCUUCUCACAAAUCGCUGUGGCAGUUUAUGCUGCAGAUUCUUGGCCUGCUGAGCGGUGUGGUCAUUAUGCUCUUAAUUGCAUUGUACGAGGGUCAAUUGAUGAACGCAUUCGGCACAUCGCCGACGCAUCAUCACCAUGUGCACUAAAAAAAAAGAACGGAGAAUUCACUGAAAAGCCACGCAGAGAAUUUUGUAGCGUAUUAUGUGUAUUUUUUCAAAGUAUAGGUUUUUUUAAAUUUUGUAUAAUUGUAGUAGUUAUGUUAUUUACCUUAGACACACUAACACACACACAUACACACAGAGACAUAGCAAGUCAUUAAGUAAUAGACAUCAAUAAGAUUUCGCAUUUGUUAAUCAGUUUUUGAAACACACACAUUUACCACACAUGUUUGUUAACUGCCACUAAAACGCUGUCAGCAAAUUGAUUUUGUUCCUAAAUGUCACCACAUCCAAUUUGCGUUCGUUUUCGAAUAAGUUUGAAUUGAUUUACAUACAAAAAAAAAACUCAAACUCAAACACAUACUUAAUGUAAGAAACUUUCAAUGUGCAUAAGCUAUAAAGUGAUUAUGAAUUUAAAAAAAAAAAAAACAAAAUCGAAAAAAGCAAAAAAGGUGAAUUUGCUUUAAAAAGAUAAUAGAUGGAAAAUAUUGAAGAACAAGAAGAGAAACAAUAAUUUGAAUUGAUAAUUGAUACACACUGCAUGCACUGAUGAAUAUGAAUAGAACUAAGGAGAUCAUUCGGAACGUGUCUCAAAGUCUAAUCUUAUGUACACUAAAAACACCAAUCUAUACAUUUACGAUUUGCGAUUUAAUAUUGUAUAUGUAGCGUGUAUAAGGGCAUAAAUUAUAUAUACAUAUAAUUAAUUUGUAUUUUGUAGUCUGUACGGUGCGCACGCUUAUGUUUAUUUCACACCAGUUCAACGAAUCACAUUCUAAAGAGCAGCAAAAAAAAAAAAAAACGAUGUAAGCCCCACUGCAAUAUUUUUAUAUUUACCAAUAUAUUAUAUUUUUGGCAGUACUUAAGGAAUUCAAUGUAUCUACGAAAUUAUUUAAACUUAAUUUAUUUAUACUGUAGUACGAACCAUUAGGGCAUGCUCAUAACACCUAUUUCUUGGCACCUACGUUUAUUUAUGUUUUUUGUAAUAAACAGGGUUUAAAUAUACUUUAUACUUAUGUUUUUUGCUAUGA